AUGCCACCCAAGAAGGCCACCUCUGGAGAUGCAGAUGCUCCUCAGGGACUCAACUCCAACGAGAUGAAGUUCAUCAAGGCGGUUUUCGACAACAUGACCCAGAAGCCCGACGCCAACUGGGACAACGUCGCCGUCGACCUCGGCCUCAAGGACGCCAAGUGCGCCAAGGAGAGAUUCCGCCAGCUCUCCGUCCGCCACGGAUGGCGCGACCAGGCCGGUGCUGGCAACGGCGCCCGCAAGGCCAAGCCUGCCGCCGCCGCCAACGGCGUCACCAAGAAGCCUCGCACCCCGCGCAAGAAGAAGGCCAUGAAGGAGGAGAGCGACGAGGACGACGACAACAAGAACGAUGUCAAGUCUGAGGAGGACUCCGACAAGAGCGCCCGUGCCUCCAUGGACGGAUCUAUCUAG
This is a messenger RNA of Clonostachys byssicola, 408 nucleotides long. The record is from the annotation of a GenBank genome assembly. NCBI's taxonomy places the organism in Eukaryota, Fungi, Ascomycota, Sordariomycetes, Hypocreales, Bionectriaceae.